Messenger RNA from Hevea brasiliensis (rubber tree), 816 nucleotides. Its product is annotated as thaumatin-like protein. The transcript has a single exon. The record is from RefSeq and is a predicted model, not a curated record. Gene Ontology annotation, biological process: defense response. The coding region runs from base 24 to 698 and encodes 224 amino acids. Gene Ontology annotation, cellular component: extracellular region. NCBI's taxonomy places the organism in Eukaryota, Viridiplantae, Streptophyta, Magnoliopsida, Malpighiales, Euphorbiaceae.
CCACCUAGCUAUAGUUUGCCAAAAUGAUAUUUUCCAAAAUUCCCGUAGUUUAUUUUCUCUUUAUCGCUCUCUAUUUUGCUUCCGCCCACGCAGCCACUUUUGCUAUCACAAACAACUGCCCCUACACCGUUUGGGCAGCUGCUGUGCCUGGUGGUGGCAGGCGACUAGACCCUCACCAAACCUGGCGCCUCACUGUGAACCCCGGCACAACAGGAGCUCGCAUAUGGGCUCGAACCAACUGCCGCUUUGAUGGAGCCGGCCGUGGCCAAUGCCAAACCGGCGACUGCGGGGGUCUACUCCAAUGCACAGCCUAUGGUACACCUCCCAACACCCUUGCCGAGUUUGCCUUAAACCAGUUCAAUAACCUGGAUUUCUUUGACAUCUCCCUAGUUGAUGGGUUUAAUGUUCCGAUGGAAUUUAGUCCAACUUCUGGUGGCUGCAGCAGGGGGAUUACAUGUAAGGCUGAUAUAAAUGGGCAGUGCCCUAACGUGUUAAGGGCACCUGGAGGGUGUAACAACCCUUGCACUGUGUAUAAAACCAAUGAAUACUGUUGCUAUGACGGGAACUGUGGGCCCACAGAUUUGUCAAGGUUUUUCAAGGAUAGAUGUCGAGAUGCUUAUAGUUAUCCCAAAGAUGAUCAGACCAGCACUUUUACUUGCCCUGGUGGUACUAACUAUAAGGUUGUCUUCUGCCCUUGAAGGGCCCUUUCUAUAGCUACUUUCAGCAAUGUCGAUCGAUCAGUAUCCAUCUAUAUGAAUAAGCCUUUUAAAAUUAUUAGUUAUAAUAAUAAUCAAGGAAUUAAGAAAGAAAAAUUAU